CCAGUCCUCACAUACCCCUCCCACAUUCCUUAUAUAACACAAUAAUCAGGACUUAAAUCCUUCUCCACACAGGCACAAAGAUCUUUGUGUCCUGAGGGAACAAGACCUACGUUUCCUCCUCUGUGUCAGGGUUCUAAGGGCAAUUCGAUGGGGAGUCUUCCAAGAGUGUCUCUCCUUCUGGUGCUGAAUGUGUGCCUCCUGACUGGUCCCAGUGUCCAGGCCGGGAAGAUUAUGGUGUUCCCAGUAGACGGCAGCCACUGGGUCAACAUGAACCUGUUGAUCCAGAACCUCCAUGCUAGAGGCCAUGAGGUAACUGUGGUCCGAACAGCUACCAGCUGGUACGUCAAAGAAUCUGCACCACAUUACAGGUCCGUCACUGUCACGCUACCACAAGCCAUAGUUAUUGAGAAGGAAGACUUUUUUGUGAACUUUCUCAUCAAGAUGCUGGAAAUAAAGAGGGAAGGAUCUGUAACUGGCUUUGUCAAGUUUUACUGGGAGAUGCUGAAUGCACUGUCUGACAUUCACAAACAAGCCAGCUUAUUGGGAGUGGAAAUAUUUGAGAACAAGACUCUUAUGCAGAAUUUUCGGGACACUCAGUUUGACAUGGUUCUGAUUGAUCCGGGUUUGCCCGUUGGAGUUCUGGUGGCUCAUGAACUAAAGCUGCCAACAGUUUAUAACGUGAGAUGGAUCACCAGUGGAGAAGGCCAUUUUGUUGUGGCUCCGUCUCCAUCUUCGUAUGUUCCAACUUCUGCACACCCUGUGACCGACAAGAUGACAUUUAUCCAAAGAGUCAAAAACAUGUUGUUCUAUUUCCUAAACACGUGCAUUGACAAGUUCAUUGUGUGUCCUCACUACGAUAGACUAGUGGACAAGUACUUUGGUCCAGAUGUGAAGUUCUAUCACCUUCUUCAGGGUGCAGACAUCUGGCUCAUGAGGGUAGACUUUGUCUUUGAAUUCCCCAGGCCGACCAUGCCAAACAUUGCCUACAUUGGUGGAUUUCAGUGCAAGCCCUCCAAGCCUUUAUCCAAAGAGCUGGAUGUGUUUGUUCAGAGUUCAGGAGAGCAUGGUGUCAUUCUGAUGUCUCUGGGCACACUAGUUAAAGGUCUGCCAACAGAUAUCACCUCAGAAAUAGCUGCUGUUUUCGCCCAGCUUCCUCAAAAAAUCAUAUGGAGGCAUCUGGGUGAGCGGCCUAGCAAUUUGGGCAACAAUACCCUUCUGGUGAAGUGGAUGCCGCAGAAUGACCUAUUGGGUCAUCCAAAGAUUAAAGCCUUUGUGGCCCACGGUGGCACUAAUGGUGUCUACGAGUCCAUCUACCACGGAGUGCCCAUUAUCGGCAUCCCCCUUCUGUUUGACCAGUUUGAAAACAUCCUGAGACUUGAAGCACGAGGAGCAGCGAGGGUGGUGGAUGCGGCAAAGCUUACCCGACAGAACUUCCUGGAAGCAGUUCAGGAUGUCCUUAACAAUCCCUCCUACAGAAAUAACAUGAAACGCCUGUCUGCUAUCCAUCGGGAUAAGCCGAUGCAUCCUUUGGACACUGCAGUGUACUGGAUCGAGUUUGUCAUGAGGCACAAAGGAGCCGCACAUUUACGAACAGAGUCUUACAAGAUGCCUUGGUAUUCAUAUUAUUCUGUGGAUGUCAUUGCUUUUAUGUUGGCUAUUUUAUUAAUGCUGAGAGCAGCUGCUGUAGGUUUCAUACGAUUCAUCUGCCUUCAAUUGUGCAUGAAGAGAAAAUCAAAGCAAGAGUGAGUCCUGACAAAUAGAUUCCUGGGUUUUAAAGCUGACUGGGACUAAUAAUGUAAAAAAACAAGAACACACUUUUUUUAUUCUAUGGUGUACACAUCAUAAAAAUAAUUUGUCUUCAGCAGGUUCUAAAAAUAUUGAAUCAGUUCUCAAACAUAUAAAAACUCACAACAGA
Messenger RNA from Girardinichthys multiradiatus, 1915 nucleotides. Its product is annotated as UDP-glucuronosyltransferase 2A3-like. The record is from RefSeq and is a predicted model, not a curated record. NCBI's taxonomy places the organism in Eukaryota, Metazoa, Chordata, Actinopteri, Cyprinodontiformes, Goodeidae. Gene Ontology annotation, molecular function: UDP-glycosyltransferase activity. The transcript is spliced from 2 exons. The coding region runs from base 148 to 1746 and encodes 532 amino acids.